This is a messenger RNA of Olea europaea var. sylvestris, 712 nucleotides long. RefSeq lists its product as uncharacterized. Bases 139 to 537 code for a protein of 132 amino acids. The record is from RefSeq and is a predicted model, not a curated record. NCBI's taxonomy places the organism in Eukaryota, Viridiplantae, Streptophyta, Magnoliopsida, Lamiales, Oleaceae. The transcript has 2 exons.
GUCCCCUCCCCAUCCCACCUCACAUUGCAUCAUCCCAUGGCGUUUUCUCUAUCUCAUACCACCAUAAAUAUUUCUCCUUCCACUCCAAUCCUCUUCUUCUUUCAUCUCUGAAACUGAUGAAGGAAGAAGAUACAGUGCAUGUUAGCAUUAGUAAUGGAGAAUCCAUAUCAUGCACCAACUGCGCAUGGCGAUGACGGAUCCCGGCUAUCGUUAGGGUUCCCUCUUGGAACCGCCCUCCUCCUGCUUCUUAUCUUCAUCCUGAGUGGCAUAUUUUCUUGCGUAUGCCACUGGGAGAAAAUCCGCUCUCUCCGCCCAGCAGCAGCGGCUGCCGGCAUGGAUCUUGACGGAGGCAACACUCUUGCCCCCUCCACAUCUAAACCUACAAACAUGCAGGACCAAAGCUUGCCAGUUUUGAUGCCGGGGGAUCAUGUUCCCAAGUUCAUAGCAUUGCCACGUUCAUGCCAGCCUCCGCCGCCGGGAAGAAUCUUUGUUGAAGCACAGAAGCCGCCGCCGUCGCUCGGAGUGGCCGUGUCUUAACAGAUAUGCUGUUGAACCACCGUGUAAAUUAAUAUAAAACCUGUUAAUGUAUACUUCAGAUCAGUUCAAUCCAAUAACCAUUUUAGGACUAAACCAAUAUACGUGCAACCCGCACAUUUUAUUUAUAUAUACUUGUAAUGCGUUUGGUUAUAUUAGGUUUUACAGUAUUUCAUCA